Molecule: messenger RNA, 1902 nt
Organism: Closterium sp. Yama58-4
Lineage: Eukaryota; Viridiplantae; Streptophyta; Zygnematophyceae; Desmidiales; Closteriaceae
Source: the annotation of a GenBank genome assembly
AUGGAGGUGGCUCGUACCUCCAUGAUCCACGCGGCUGCUCCCCAUUUUCUGUGGCCGUUUGCAGUCCGGUACGCUGCGCAUCAGCUCAACCUCUGGCCCCGUAUCUCCUUGCCGGAGACCUCGUAUACACUGCAUUGGACGGGGGAGGUUGGCGAUGCGUCGGUGUUCCGGUCCCGCGCUAUUCCUUGUGUCUUCCUUGGCUUCCCCCCUAACACGACUGGCUGGCAGUUUUACCACCCCACCUCGCGCCGUGUUCUGUCCUCUCAGGACGUCACGUUUGACGAGUCGGUUCCUUUCUACCGUCUCUUCCCCUACCGCACUGCCCCUCUCCCCCCCCCGCCGCUCUUCCUUGCUCCAGGUCCCCCUCCGGUAGACCCCCUCCCCCCUCAAGGUCCUGCUCCUUCAGGUGUGUCUCAGGUAGACCCACUUCCCUUGGCUGAGCCUGUCGAGGUCACUGGUGACUCUGGUGCUGCUGGGGGUGGUGCUGCUCGGGGUGCUGCGUCUGGGGGUGCUGAGCUUGCUGGUGCGGAGCCUGGGGGUGUCGAGCCUGAGCGUGCGGAGCCUAGGGGUGCUGAGCCUGGGGGUGCAGAGCCUGAGCGUGCGGAGCCUGGGGGUGCUGAGCCUGGGGGUGCUGAGCCUGAGCGUGCGGAGCCUGAGGGUGCUGAGCCUGGGGGUGCUGCUUCUGGGGGUGCUGAGCCUGGUGGUGCUGCGUCUGCUGGUGGUCUUCAAGUCACGCUGCUGGAGCCGGAGGCGCUGGAGCUGGAGGCUCUGGAGCUGGAGGCGCUGAAGCUGGAGGUGCUGGAGCUGGAGGCACUAGAGCUGGAGGCGCUGGAGCUGGAGGUGCUGGAGCUGGAGGUACUGGAGCUGGAGGCACUGGAGCAAGAGGCACUGGAGCUGGAGGCACUGGAGCUGGAGGCGCUAGCGCCGCAGGUGCUGGAGCUGGAGGUACUGGCGCUAGAGAUGCUGGAGCUGGAGGCUCUGGAGGUGGAGGUGCUGGAGCUCGAGGCCCAUGCUCAUCGUGUCCCUCGUCCGUGUCCUCCUCCUGUGCCAGGUACCCACUCUAUGGCAUUUCGUCCUUCCUCUUUUCCACAGCGCGUCCCUCUGCCGUCUCCUCCUGCGUCCUCUCUUCCUGACGUUCCGGACCCUGAGUCUGACCGUGUUCGUGCUGCCAGUCCCACGGUCACGCGUUUCAUGGCUACAGUUGUCACUGACCCGUCGUUUGAGUCUACUACUGCGUCUGCCUUAAUUGCUGAGCUUGUGGACUUUGCUGCUGCGUGUCGUCUAGACUACGCCGCUAGUCUUGUUGCUGAGUCUGAGUCUGUCUGUCCUCUGUCCGUCGGGGGUGAGUGUGCUCUUGGCACGGAUGUCCUUGAGGACAGGCAAGAGGACUUUGAGUGUCUUGCGGCUGCUGUACCUCAUCUUGUGGCUAGGCUGCUUGCACCUGAGGGAGACCCGGAUGCACUGGACAUCCCGACCCCGCGCUCUUACGCAGAGGCGAUUUUGGGUCCCUACUCCUCUCAGUGGCAGACAACCAUGGACGCAGAGAUGGCAUCCUUGAAGUCCACAGGCACUUACGUCGAUGCAGUUCCCCCUCCUGGGGCGAACAUAGUCGAUGGCAUGUGGAUUUUCAAGGUGAAGCGGCCGCCGGGUUCUCCGCUUGUCUUCAAGGCUCGUUACGUUGCUCGAGGCUUCAGUCAGCGACAGGGAGUCGACUUCUUCCAGACCUUCUCCCCUACCCCAAAGAUGACCACUCUUCGGGUGCUGUUGCACAUUGCGGCUCAGCGUGACUACGAGCUUCACUCCCUUGACAUCUCUACAGCUUUCUUGCAGGGCAGCCUGCACGAGGAGAUCUGGCUGCGCCGCCCACCUGGCUUCACUGGGUCGUUUCCUGCAGGUACCUAG